Priapulus caudatus is the source of this 5396-nucleotide messenger RNA. Its product is annotated as sorting nexin-29-like. The coding region runs from base 140 to 3154 and encodes 1004 amino acids. The transcript is spliced from 20 exons. Gene Ontology annotation, molecular function: phosphatidylinositol binding. Lineage: Eukaryota; Metazoa; Priapulida; Priapulimorpha; Priapulimorphida; Priapulidae. The record is from RefSeq and is a predicted model, not a curated record.
AAGAACGUCGCUAAUCAUGAGAAGUUGAGAGAUUGAUGUUUUAUAUUCUACAUCCUAUGACAGAUUUUUGUUCUAGAGUUAUCCCAUACGUUUAUUGUAAGGCUAUAACGUUGCUGGGUCAAUUCCCAAUGACAGGUGGAUGCUUGCUCUGGCACAGAAAACCAUAGCAGGGGCAGAUCCUGAGCAGUCAUCUGCCGAUAGGCAGCAACUCCUGUCCCGACUCCUUGAUGCCGUAAAACAGUGCCAGGUGAGAUUUGGUGGCCGGGCAGAACUGGCUACAGAUGGGGACAGUCGUGUGUCCUGCCUCUGUGCCCAGUUUGAGUGUGUGUUACAACAUGGGCUGAGACAGACCAACAAAGCCUUUUCAGCUUUAAGACAAGUCACAGGCAUCAGUAAAGUCGCUGGUAUUACCAUAGACAAUGAGCCAUUGUUUUGGCAUUGUGUCAGGGAAUUUCUCAGCAAGCAUGAGUUGGAGAGGUACAUGGUGCUCAAGCAUGUUACGACUGACUCAGGAAGAGCCAGGGCCUGGUUGAGAUCAGCCCUCAAUGAACACUCACUGGAACGCUACAUGCACCUUAUGGUGAACGACACGGCGCUAGUGAGUCACUUCUAUGAAGACUGGGCAUUAGUGGCAGAUCAAGAAAGGAGCAGCAUGCUUCCUGUUAUGGCAGCAGGUCUUGGCUCAAUUCUGUUUGCAAUCAACAUCGAUAAUGAGGAUCUGAAUGGUAAUCAACAGCCCUUGCCACUCUCCUCCAUGGACAGACAACGCCCAGCUAUCUCACACCCACCCCCAUUUAGUCCUGAACCAAAGGCAGUCAUGGCAGUUGUACCUAGUGAUCCCAAGAAGGAAAGAAGAAAGAAGAAAAAGGUUCCAAAAAAAAUUGUGUCGUUUGAUGACGAUGACACCUCGUCAACUUCAGUCACAAGUUCUUCAGUGACGAGCCCUAGAUCGCUGUAUCAGACAUACGUCUUCUCUCCACCCACAACGCCUCCAGUGACGAGGGUUGGCAUGGUGACCAUUGAGCCAAACACACCUUCAGUGACCAGUGCACUCUGCAAUAGUCAACCGAACAUGUCUCUGGAACCCGCGCAUGCUCUCUCAAUUCGUGAUAAGCCAGGGCUUUCAUCACAUGCUUCAGACAGUAAUCUACUAGCGAGCAAUCCUACCACGGUCCUGCCGUCUCACCAGUCGGAUCCGAACCUGCACACGUUGGCCUCGCAAGAGGGCGUCCCCAGAAAACUGUCGCUGGCACUCACGAACAUUGCCUCGCCUCUCGCAGAUGCUGCGGCAGCACUGCAGUCUCCAGCCACUUCAGGAACAAUCGAACUGCAAACUGUGAUAAACGCAAUUGGCAUUCCGAAUGAUCCUGUCACCGAGCAUGUUGUAGCUGACGAGGUAGGGGCGCGCGACGAGGGUGACAGACUCGAGGGAGCCGCCGUUAUGGGUGAGAUGGCUGAUGCGACGGCGAGCACAGCUGCAGCAGCACACAUCGUCUGCAGCGAGCCUGCACAAAGCGAUCCGAGUUCUCACGACGCAGGCGUACGCCCUUCUCCCGAUGCUUCGCUUGGCGACGAGGAGCGACAACUUUCCACGGCCGACUUGGUGCCAGGCGUUGUUGCCAUUUCUUCCUCCACGCAGUCACUGCUCGUCGGCAGAGAAAUCGCAAUGACGAAGGAAACAAACGUGUCGGAUAGAUCGACACAAAGACACGCACAACACACGGGCGCAAAACAGCAGGCUACUAUCGUAAACAAGAGCCUAGAGCGGGUUGCGGCAUCUGCCGGUGUCAGUCCUGAGAAUAGACAAUCUGUGGAAGGUGUGCGAGUUAGCCCCUCCACCACGUGUACGCUGACCCCAGUUAAUGACAUGUCUGUGGGAGACCUCUAUCCUAUUCCGCCCGAUGAGUGCCAAUCUGAAACGGACUCGGUUGACAUUGCUUCCCUAGAUUUUGGGCAUGAUACUGCGCAGGCAGCCUAUGCUAUAUCGCUGGCCCAGCUGGGCCUCUCUGUUAGUAGUGACGCCGCUAGCUCCAGAGCAGAUGCUGUUCAUCCACCGUCGAUCUCCCAGGAAGCAAUGUCACCUGCUGAUUUAAGGCAGGCACUAGUAGCCAUGAUGCUACGCAAGGAGGAGGUGGAUGAGCAGAACAGAUCUAUACGCCACCUGCUAGAGGCUGAAAUGGAGACGGCCUCUGCACUCCGGGUAGAAAUUGAAGAGAUCAAACGCAAGUUCUUGGAGAAAGAGGAGAAAACAGAUGCUAAGAUUAAAGCACUUACCAGAGAGAACGAGUUGUUGAAGCAACAGUUGAAGAAGUAUGUUGGUGCAGUUCAGAUGCUGAAGAGGGAUGGUGCCAAGGCUAGUGAAGCAUUUAAGGAUCUAGUUGGGAACAUUGAGCCAGCUAUUCCUGAACCCAGACUGCAACGUGAUUACAGCACUGAGGCUCGCGAAUAUGAACAAAAGCUUAUACAGGUGGCAGAAAUGCAUGGAGAGUUGAUGGAGUUUAACGAACACUUGCACAAGCAGCUGCAGCAUAAGGAUUACCAGUUGCGUAGACUCAGGGAGGAGCUGGUUGACCUCAGGGGGCCUCUGGCAGAACCGCAGACAUCUGAUGAUGACCUGAGUAUCACGUCUGACUAUGAUUCCUCAUCCAUGACAGCGUCUGCUCGCGCGCUCAUCAACAUCUGGAUCCCGUCUGCUUUUCUGCGCGGCAAAGGUUCUGAUGCACAUCACGUUUACCAGGUUUACGUUCGCAUCCGAGACGAGGAAUGGAACAUUUAUCGACGUUAUGCUCAGUUUUAUGAGCUCCACUCCAAAGUGAAGAAGAUGUAUCAGUCAGUGAAUACUUUUGAUUUUCCACCGAAGAAAGCUCUGGGAAACAAGGAGGUGAAGUUUGUGGAGGAGCGGCGUAGGCGCCUGCAACACUACCUGAGAUGUCUAGUGAAUAUGGUGCUGCAGACCACAGCUGAGCUUGCAGCCAGCCCCAGCAAAGAGACUCUCACCAAUAUGUGGCCAUUUUUUGGUGAGCCAUUGGCACCAGCGCCGAAAACACGAGUAACCGCUAGCCGCAAGUUCAACAUAGGUCGUCAGCGUCCUGGGAACGGAGGCAGAGAGGCGGAGCACCAGCAAUCGCCACAGCAGCACUACACCGGACUAUGAGAGUGAAUUGCAGGCACUGACAGUCUAUUUAUCGGCGAGGGCAAUCGGGCAGUGUGCAUGUUGCUGUGCGUACAAUGCUAGGCAUGAACGAGAUUACAUUGGUUUAGAGUGGAGUUAUGCCAGUUUAUACCAGUGAACUACCAACUAAUUAUCGCCAAGCGCGCAGGUGCUGGAGAGGUGGUGAGAGAAUGUGGUGAAUCAAUGGGAGCAGAUAUAUAUGAACAGCUGAGAGCUAUCUGUGUUACAGGUGACUUGCUUCUGUAUAAAUGAGCAAACAUGUAACCCUCCCUUGUCCCUUGCUGUACAAAAUUAUGUGUAGCUGGCAAUGUAUGAUUUUAUAUGCGAGCAGAAUGGAAACAAAAUUUAAAUUUUGCACUAGUAUUUAAAAACUGGAAUGUGAAUGUAAUUUAAUCGGUUGAUCAGGUCUGCUACUUCAGUUACAUGUUUCUAUGGGUAUUUAUAGAAACGCAAGAUGAAAAUAUUCAAUAAGAAACAGACGUGGAUUUUAUUGUUCAAUGUAAGUUCUUAUUCUGGUGAUAUCUGACACUUUAAGCAGAACAUGAUGUUAUGGUGAAACCUGAAGAUAACACUCAACUUGUUAUAUCAUAAUCUUACCCAACGCCAUCAGUUGAAACUGACUGAGAGAAUAUCGAUUGGAAACGUGCAGGGAAAGGAAACCUAGCAAGGGUGUUGGGUACAAUAAUCCAGCGAGUUGUUUUGACGAGCGGUUCAUGUAACAGACACUAAACUGCGUUGAUGUUGUGAUAUGUGUCAACUGUAGUGUGUCGAUGUUGUAAAUAUAUAUUUCCACGAACCAUUGAAUCUCGUACUAAUUGAGUGAAAGAGUAAAUGAUUUAUUGUGAAAGUGUAUAGUAUAAUAUUAACGUUUUAUUCUCAUUUAUUAUAGAAUGACUACGCGUACGGUUACUGGUUACCGUAUGUCUCAGCUCAAAGUCUGGAAGUAGAGUCGUGCGUUGCGUGCGAGAUAGCGCAAUAAUCAUUGCGUACGUUUGGCCUGCCGACCAUAAAAUGUUGUUAAACGCUAGUAAAGAACUCUGGUGUGUUUUUCGUACAGGAAACAGGUACGGCAGCUAUAUUACGAGAGCCGAAGGCUAUGCUACAGCAUCUUCAUUGCGCAUGCGCGUCGGCGUUUGGGGAUCAUGUGGUUGUUGCAUAAGGUUCAUUCAUACACGAAAUACCACAGAGGAAAAAUUGUCUACAAUUGUUGGACAGUUUCAUAGAAAGAUUCCAGACGACCUAUAUAUCUGCCUUGUAAAUAAAUGAAUGGAAAGAAAAAUUGACUAAUUAUUAUAGCUCUACUUAUAUAGCUGACUGUGUAACGACGUGUUAACAGUAUCGGUUAUUUAUGCAUGUACGCAUUGUGAAGUUUCGCAUCAAAUGCAUGACUGUGCGUCUAGUGUGAGCUGAGGCGUAUGCUAACCGUACUGCACACUACCGUAUGGCAACGCGUAGUGACGACCUUUAUUAUAUCAGGAGUCUAUCAAUAUUGAUAGACUCCUGAUUAUAUCAGGAGUCUAUCAAUAUUGAUAGACUCCUGAUUAUAUGUGUAUUGUGUGGGUAAUGAAGAUUAACAGGAAGCUUAUUACUGUACAUGCAAAUUGAUUCGUACGCUUCGAGGCUGAUGCUUAUCUGAUUGCGUAGGAAAUUAAUUAUGAAUUGAUAUGUAAAAUGGUUGACGUUAAAAAUGAUCGGUAAUGUUAUAUGGUAGUGUCGCAGUAUUUUACGUUUUACUAUCCGUUCAUUGAAUAUAUGUUGAAUGUUUUAAUGAGCAACACUGGAAUAUUUAGUUCCCUUGUUAGGUUCGCACUAAUUAUAGGUUUCUCUUGUGGUCUCCGCUUAAUCUGGUCUCGGAUAAACGUGGACAUUGCUAGAACGACGUGUUUUUGAAAAAAAUCCUUAUACGCUUUACUAGGCCUAUAUGUUCACUGUUUAUUUGGGACCACCGCUUAAUCGGGACGUUCUCUUGGUUCGGACCCGAUCUAUCCCGAUAAAGCGGGGACCACAAUAUUGAUGACUCUUAUGUAAAAUCGUGAAAAUUGAAAGGAUGCAGGUUCCCCUCAUGGAUUUUUCGUCCAUUUAGAUACAUUCAGAUCGACAGGGUAUAAAAUAGUCACAGGGAUGUGAACCGUUGUAUCGCGUACAGGUGUUGUUCAACCAAAGACGCCGAAAAAGUGUUGUCAUCGUUUACAUAUAGGAUGUAAGUGCGGGAACGGGAGCGGGG